GUGCUCAGGCUCAGCGGGAGACGACGCUCGACUCACGUCACCGCGGAGGACUGCGACGAAGCUCCCGUUAAAUUUUUGCCAAUUUGGCGAUAAACCACCUCGCUCUGCUCGAGUACCGGCGGGCGGGGAGACAAACCACCGCGUCGAGUGUUCUCGAAGCGCACCUCCACUGGUCGGUUAGGGUGGUUUUUGUCCACGGCGCUUUGAAGUGGAGGAAAAUCCCAAAUAAUACACAACGUAACCAGCGCGAUGUGAAGAUGGUGGAUGUUGGCCGCCUGAGUCCACACUGACCUGUGGCCCUAAUCCAAUUCCAAUCCAGUUCUCACCCAACAGGAGCACGUGUGCACGGUGGACGUACGGCGGGAGAUCGAGAUUAAAAGAAGUAGAGCGUGAGAUGGGGGACAGCUACAUGUACCGGAGACUUCCCUACACCAGGGGAGGAGAGGAGGCCGACGAGGAGGACGCGGAGGAGAGAGCGAGGAUGCCAGACAAUGCCGGGAGACAAAUGAUGCAGGGCGAGGAGGGCACGGAGUGGCUUCUGGAACUUCUGACGGACGUUCAGCUGCAGCAGUACUUCCUGCGCAUCCGCGACGAGCUCAACGUCACGCGGCUCUCGCACUUCGACUACGUCAAGAGUGAAGACCUGGAGAAGAUCGGCAUGGGGCGCCCCGGUCAGAGGAGGCUGUGGGAGGCCGUCAAGAGGAGACGAGCGCUUUACAAACGCAAGUCCUGGAUGAGCAAGGUGUUUCCCGUCAAGCGUGCCGAAGCGGACUCCCAGCCGGCCCUCUCGCUCGGGCCGGAGGCGUCCGGCGGGUCAUCGUCCGCCGGGGAUUCCGCGGCCUCGCUCACCUGCCUGAUCCGAGAGGCGGAGCUGCAGCUGUUUGAGCGCCUGGGCGACGGCACCUUCGGGGUGGUGCGUCGCGGCGAGUGGAGCACCCCCAGCAGUCGAGUGCUGUCUGUUGCGGUGAAGUGUCUCAAGGCUGGCGUGCUGGAAUCGGACGGUCUGGACGACUUCAUUAGGGAGGUGAACGCUAUGCACUCCCUCAGCCACCAGAACCUGAUCCGCCUCUAUGGGAUCGUCCUGACGCAGCCCAUGAAGAUGGUGACCGAGCUGGCUCCGCUGGGCUCGUUGUUGGACCGUCUGAGGAAGCGUCAGGGUCACAUCCUCAUCUCUUCGCUCUGCAACUACGCCGUGCAGGUGGCGUGCGGCAUGGCCUACCUGGAGCAGCGCCGCUUCCUCCACCGCGACUUGGCGGCACGCAACGUGCUGCUGUCCACCAACGAGACGGUGAAGAUCGGCGACUUCGGCCUGAUGAGGGCGCUGCCGUCCCACGCCGACCACUACGUCAUGGAGGAGGGCCACAAAGUCCCUUUCCCAUGGUGCGCUCCAGAGUCGUUGAAGACUCGCACGUUCUCGCACGCGUCCGACACCUGGAUGUUUGCCGUCACCCUGUGGGAGAUGUUCACCCACGGCCGUGAGCCGUGGCUGGGCCUGAACGGGAGUCAGAUCCUCCACAAGGUGGACGUGGAAGCGGAGCGGCUGUGCAAGCCGGACGACUGUCCGCAGGACAUCUACAACGUCAUGCUGCAAUGCUGGAGCCCCAAACCCGAGGACAGGCCCACCUUCGUGGCCCUCCGGGACUUCCUCAUAGAGAGCACGCCCACAGACAUGAGAGCUCUGCAGGACUCUGUUGAGGACGACAAGCUCCAAAUUCAGAUGAACGAUGUCAUCACCAUCAUUGAGGGAAGGGCCGAGCACUACUGGUGGCGCGGCCAGAACCGGCGAACUCUGCGUGUGGGCCAGUUCCCUCGCCACGUGGUGACGGCGGUGACCGGCCUGUCGGCGGACGACAUCAGUAAACCCUUAAAGCACUCGUUCAUCCACACGGGGCACGGAGACACCGACCCGCAUCGGAGCUGGGGCCACGCCGACCGCAUAGACAGUCUCUAUUUGGGGAACCCCAUGAAGCCCCCCGAUGUGCUCGGAAUGGACCCUUGCACCUCCAGACCGACCAAACUCCCCAACCGGGCCAAGAAGCAACCCCCUCCUCGCCCUCCCCAGCCUGCGGUCCUGCUCAAGAAGCCCUACUACGAUUCUGUGAUGGAGGACUACGACGACAACGAGGACGACGCCUCCCCCGCCGGCGUUCGUCGCGGCCCCGCCCGUCCGAGCGUGUCCCUGGGCCUGAAGCUGCGCCCGUGGGAGAGCUGCGGCGCCGCCCGGCCGGAUGGCGGCGAGGUGUCGCUCAUCGACUUCACCGACGAUAGCUUCAGCUCCGCCACCACGCCCUCGCCGCUCACGGAGACGCUGCCGCACGACAAUGACACGCUCAAGGACACCCCCUCCAUCCUGGACUGGCCCCUCCCGCAGCCGGCCUACGACGAGGUGGCCGCAGAGCUGCAGGAGCAAUCGGAGGACCAGGAGGUGCGCUCCAUCAACAAGGGGCUGCCCGAAGAGGUCCCGGCCACUCCCGCCCCCGCCACGUUGGCCCGCAACGAGUCACAGUCAGCCGACCUCUUCCAAGAACUCCAGAGAGAGGUGAUGGUGAAGCUCCAGGUUCCCAUGGCGACGGGCCGCUCACUCCCUUCCUCGCCGCUCCCCCUGCCGCCGGCUCCCCUCGCUCCUCACCGGCAGAUCUGCCUGCCGCCGCCCUCGCCCCUUUCCGGCUCGGAGGACCGGCCCGUGCCGCCGCCCCGCAGCCCUGCCCCUCCGCUGCGCCCCGCCAAGCACGGCCCCGCGGCGGGCGGCUCCUACGCGCACCACAGCUCCAUCUCCCUGGAGCUGGAGGAGGCGCCCCCCCAGCUGCCGCCCCGGGACCGGGCCCUCUCGCAGCCGGGCUCGCGCUCGUCCUCGCCCCUCACCCUGGCCCCGCCGCCGUCGUCCCCGUCACCCGUGGCGCUGCAGCCGCCCCCCCUCUCCGUGUCCCCUCGCCGGGCCUCCGGCCUCCUGGGUCCUCUCCUGUCAUCCUCCUCGUUGGCCUCGCCUCCCAGAGUGACGUCUUUAUACUCCUCCGGCUCCUCUUUGGACCUGUUGGCCUCGCGCGAGGCUCAAGGCCCUUCCCCGGCGAUUGACGGCUCACAGAGCUCCGCCCGCGCCCCGUUGCCAGAGCGACCGGCUCUACUGGAAAGAUAUGGUGCUGCCAACAUGGCAACGGUCAAACCCAUGAUUCAGCAUCCCGCCCGAGCCAAGCCCAACUCCUCCCACAACAACAACAACAACGGACGACCGGCGGCUGCCGACGCGCAACAGGAGCUGAGCGUCGAACAGGUCCGAGAAGCCGUCCACGGCGUCACGCUGGACGAGUGUCAGGCCGCCCUGCAAGCUCACAACGGGGGGGUUCAGCAGGCCAUCAACCACUUGAAGGUGGAGCAGUUGUUCCGCGUGGGCCUGCGCUCGCGACAUGAGUGCGAAGCGCUCCUACGACGCUGCCAGUGGAACCUGGAAGAGGCUAGCUCGCUAAUGCUGGACACGUACGGGCCACACUGCAACAGGAAGUGACAGCAGAUGACUCAUCCACACAAGGACCAGAGAAUGUUCGUCUCUUUUAGGUACUGUGAAAAGCAGCUCGCACCACCUGUGUUGCAUUAUCCCACAAUGGAACUGCCUAUUUCUUUUCAUGUAAUUCAUAUAAUACUGAAAUUUCCCUUUCAACAAAGGUGGAAAUAAAUGUGACGUGAAAGAAUGGCAUGUGUUGCUUCAUGCAAGAAGUCUCCAAAAAGUUUUUGUUAAAAAUCAGGACGUGUAGCUAUUGUGGAAGUCUUGUUUGUACCCUUACCUGUGACCUUUCCAUUAUGGGACAACAAUCUCUCCAACCCCCCCAGGGCUCGUAUUGAUCGCUGUGCAUGGCGCCACGUUGGAUCAGUGUGAUCCCUUGGACAGCCUUUCUGAUCCGCGACAGCACUCCGCCGCCACGUUCACUGCUGUUGCGUGUUGAGCGCACGCACAACAUUUACUGAAAACAAUAGUUGAAAUAAGUUGAAUUUGUUUGUGUACCACCCCUUCAACGCAGACGGAAACAAACGAGACAGUCCAAAUGAACCUCACCUGACUGGCUUGGUGAAGCGUAUUUAUCAAAUCGCAUGCUCGUGAUUAGCAGGAGAGGUAAUUAAAUGCUGACUCAUGGCCAGCCAGCCGUGUCCUCAACUUUGCUGCUGAUACUCGAGGGCUGUUAAAACUUCCAGCAUUGUUUAUAUAGGUGAACAUUGCGCGCACAUGUAAAACAAACUUGACGUGGACUUUUUUCCACUGUGCAUAAUUUCUAGUAGUUCUGUUUAUUUCUGUUGUGCAAAGUGGUGGUUGUCACAAAUAACUGGCAAGAGGAACGAUCACAUUAAAUAGUUACAAGUACAUUGGGCCAUAUUCUUCCCUCCAUGCAAAAGUCCUUUUUUACGCGCCAGGACUUACACACUUUUCAUCGCCACAUAUUCUCCUGUCCAGACUUCUGAUACCGUGCCGAAGGUGGGAAUGAACGCAGGAACACCAAAGAGCUGUGAUUCACUGACAUGUUGGCUUCAAAUCAUGGAACCGUGGAUUUUUCGUGAAACUUGUGAAUGUCAUUGAAAUCCCUGAAAAAAAUAAAGCACACUUUAAAUUUGAAAAUGCCGUACACCAGCAGAUGCAGUGUGUACUCAGCCUGCUCCGGCGCAUAUUUAUUUAUUAUGUAUGAAAUAAAUCCAAUAAAAGAAAUGUAAUCAGUA
Messenger RNA from Phyllopteryx taeniolatus (common seadragon), 4698 nucleotides. RefSeq names its product tyrosine kinase, non-receptor, 2a (gene tnk2a). The transcript has 22 exons. Gene Ontology annotation, molecular function: ATP binding; protein tyrosine kinase activity; protein serine/threonine/tyrosine kinase activity. Bases 395 to 3499 code for a protein of 1034 amino acids. Gene Ontology annotation, biological process: signal transduction; protein phosphorylation. Lineage: Eukaryota; Metazoa; Chordata; Actinopteri; Syngnathiformes; Syngnathidae. The record is from RefSeq and is a predicted model, not a curated record.